AUGGCAACCACCGACGUAGGAAGUUCAAAAGGAAAGGCAAGGAGGUGGACACAUGAAGAGGAUACUGUUUUAGUUUCUUGUUUGGUUGAUCUCCAUAAUUUAGAAACGAAAAAUGCUGACACUAGAUUUAAAGGUGGAUAUUUGUAUGAGUUGGAGAAAAUGUUACAAGCUAAAUUACCUACUUUAGGUAUAAAAGUUAAGCCUCAUAUUGAAUCUAGAGUAAAGACAUUGAAAAAGGAAUGGACUGUAGUGCAUGAUCUAUUCACAAAUAACAAUAGUGGAUUUGGAUGGGACGAUGAAAAAAAGAUGGUCACGGCUGAAGAUGAUGUUUGGGAUUCUUAUAUAAGUAGUCAUAAGGAAGCUGUUCAUAAUGGUGAAGAUGCUGAUGACGUUGAAAUCCCGAACAUGAAUUUCACAUUUACCGAAAAUCAAUCACCAUCUGGUAUUAGGGCACGAAAUGAAACAAAUUCUGAAUCUAGUAGUGCAAAGAAGAAGAGGAAGAACCAUGAUGAAGGUGAACCAAUUACUUCACAGACAUUUCAUACUACUGCACAGAAGUUAAGUGAUACGUUGGUAUUGGUUGGAGAUAAAAUAGGUAAGAGCAUUAUAAUAGAAUUAACUCUUCAAGAAAAAGUGCAGCAAUUAGACACCGAGUUAAGUCAAGUUGAUGGGUUGUCCAAUGAAGAGUACUUGAUAGUUUUGAUCAAACUUCCAGAUUGCCCAAAUCAAAUGCUUGUGUUUUUUAGUCUUCCACCACAUCGAAGAUUACAAUGGGUAAAAGCAUUUCUUGCCACAAAUUGA
Molecule: messenger RNA, 801 nt
Organism: Ipomoea triloba (trilobed morning glory)
Lineage: Eukaryota; Viridiplantae; Streptophyta; Magnoliopsida; Solanales; Convolvulaceae
Exons: 3
Coding region: 1-801 (266 amino acids)
Source: RefSeq, a predicted model, not a curated record